Chaetomium globosum CBS 148.51 is the source of this 705-nucleotide messenger RNA. RefSeq lists its product as uncharacterized. Bases 1 to 705 code for a protein of 234 amino acids. Lineage: Eukaryota; Fungi; Ascomycota; Sordariomycetes; Sordariales; Chaetomiaceae. The record is from RefSeq and is a predicted model, not a curated record. The transcript has 2 exons.
AUGGAUGUCCUGUUUAGGAAGCGUGGGCCCUUGGCGGAUGAGCCACAGUCAAAACAGCAACGCCCUCGUCGAGAAGAAACGAGUGCAUUCCCCUGUGGCGAGCCGGGCCAAGGGCUAGACAGCGAGAAACGCAGCACGCAUGAAACAUUGCUGAUCUCUGGCCUGACAUUUGUGUCCUUCCUGAGCCCUCUCCAUGGGGAAAGGGACACCGACCCAAGCCUCGCCAAGAGUCUCACAUGGAUCACGAGGAUUGUUCGUCAGCGAGGCACCAGCCAGAGACAACAUUCUUCCCCCUUGCUCAUCGCAAAAGAAUGCAUGCUGUCAGCUGGGCCUGGAGCUGCCCGAAUCGAGCCCUUCACCCGACCCCGGUUCUCGCACGAGACCCACCGCACACCCGCACAAAACCAAGUUCUCCCUCCACAGAUUCGUGAGAAGCGCUCCAUGCCUCAUUCCGCCAAGCGGCAUGUGGGGAAGCCAAUCAGCGCGGUUCACUUUCAUCGCCGAGCCCGCGACCACACGUGUGAACUCCCGCCGUCGCAACCCGGACCCAGUUUGCCAGUCCCAGUCCAGCGUCAGGGGUUGACGACGGAGGCGAUGAUCGGUCAGGAACUGACGCUGCUCUCGCCGCCGCCUUCUCACCUUGAAAACACCCCUGGUCAAACUGCUCCUGAUGGGAUCGGCGGGACGGAGCAGGAUGGUCGAUAG